Medioppia subpectinata is the source of this 1547-nucleotide messenger RNA. Lineage: Eukaryota; Metazoa; Arthropoda; Arachnida; Sarcoptiformes; Oppiidae. The record is from the annotation of a GenBank genome assembly.
GUCGUUUUCACUGAACACUCGCUUAUGUGUUGUGUUUUGGUCUCAAAAACACAUGAUUUUCUUCAAUUCAAUUCAAUUAACGACUAAAUUAUGUUUAGAUUUGGUUUGUGUUUAACCCGUGUUUGCCAUACAUUCACGUCUAUCGCCAAUAAUUGUUGUCAUUUGACGCAAACAAAUGUCUUAAUAAACACCCAAUUUGUCCGAAAUAACAGCUCUUUCUAUACGAGAGAAAGGGGAUCAGUUAUGGAGGGGAGCGAUGGGAGUGAGCAAAAUGUCAGCGAAGAGGGGCCGUAAGGGCGGAGGCGGCAAAAUCAUGAAACACGACCUCAACAGAGGACAGCGUAUUGGUGUCGGCCGACAGCGGAUGGUAUGGCCUGGACUUAACGCACCCGUACUUCUCGGCCGACAGACACUGCGGCUCAAGUCGUUGGGCAAAGACGAGAUGUUUGACCAGAAUCUGGCCACUGCUAGGAGUCGUAUGAAACGCUUCUCAGCGGCUAAAGUACACCCUCUGGAGAGGGGUUGGAGCGGCACUAAAAUGGGCGGCCGUUGGAUCGGACCCCCGGACCCCGUCUACGGCGAAGAGUUUGUCGGCUUUGACACCAAAGUAUUGGCUUUGAAACCGAUUUUUAAAAUGACAGCUAUUUUUGGUAAACAUAAACGAUAUUAUUGUCUGUCAGUGACGGGGAAUGUGAACGGUUUGGCCGGUUAUGCGGUCGGCAAACACAUAGACAGUAAGACAGCGUUGAUUAAGUCGAAGAAUAAAGCGGCACAACGUCUCCAAUACAUGAAUCUAUACGAAGGGAACUCUCUUUACCAUAACUUUUACUCCAAGUUUUGGGCGACAGAACUGUUUGUCCGUAAAAUGCCUAAAGGAUAUGGAGUGCGGGCCCACCGGUGCGUGACUGCCAUUUGCGAGGCGUUGGGUCUGACGGACAUCCACUGUAAGGUCGAGGGCGCCAAUAAGAACUACCUCCACAUUACCAGAGCCUUCUUUAAUGGACUCCAAAACCAGAAGACAUAUCAACAAAUGGCCGACGAAAAAGGUCUGAAUGUCGUGGAACUGGUCGGUGACUACGAUUACCCCAAAGUGUUGGCCAAACCUACAAACAAGUGUCGCACCGAUGAGGAGAUCAGUGCGGAUGAGAUACUCGAUUACGAUAUGUUUAUAUAUAACGGAAGAGUAAUACAACCGGCGAAACAAAAACCACUUUACUAUACGAAGGAUAAGGGAUGGGAAACAUAUACGAAGAAAUGGCAAUACAAACAGAGUCAACAACUCUCACGAAUACAACUCAUUGCCGAAUACGGAUCACUCGAGAGCUAUAUAACACAAAUGGAUAGACAGAGACUCAAAGACAAACGAGUGAAAGCCUUGGAUGGCAUGUCUCUCGAGACCAGUGAUGGCACCGCCACCACAGAUGAUAAUGAAGUUCACACUUGAAUUGAAAAUAAAAUUUUAUUAAUUAGAAUAAAACAUGAUUCGAUAACAAACAUCAGAUAUAAUCAGACUUUCAGUUAUAAUUCAAUUUUAUAUAUAGAGAGCU